CUGGAUCACGUGUUGCCCUGGGGUGCUCACGUGGGGCGGAGCGGCGCUGCCAUGGCGAUGCAAGGCAGCUCGGAGCGGGGCAAUGGCGCCGGCCUCGGCCGGUACCGGUCGCCGCUGGUCAGCCGCUACUCGUCCCCGGAGAUGGCCUUCAACUUCAGCGAGCUCAAGAAAUUCAACACGUGGCGCCGGCUUUGGCUUUACCUGGCGAGGGCCGAGAAGGAGUUGGGGCUGCCAAUCACACAUGAGCAGCUUCAGGAAAUGGAGUCAAAUCUCGAAAACAUCGAUUUCAAGAUGGCUGCUGAAGAGGAGAAGAAGCUGCGCCAUGAUGUCAUGGCCCAUGUGCACACAUUUGCGCAUUGCUGCCCGAAUGCUGCUGCCAUAAUACACCUUGGUGCCACCUCCUGCUACGUUGGGGACAACACGGAUUUGAUUGUUCUCCGUGAUGGUUUUGACAUCCUCCUGCCCAAGUUGGCCCGAGUCAUCAGCCGCCUGUCGGACUUUGCUCAGGAACAUGCUGAUCUGCCAACACUCGGCUUCACCCACUACCAGCCGGCCCAGCUGACUACGGUUGGGAAACGCUGCUGUCUCUGGCUGCAGGAUCUGUGUAUGGACCUGAGAAACCUGGAACGUGCCCGGCAUGAGCUGCGAUUCCGUGGAGUGAAGGGGACGACGGGGACUCAGGCCAGUUUCCUCCAGCUCUUCGAGGGCGACCACAGGAAGGUUGAAGAGCUUGAUCGUUUGGUGACUGAGAUGGCAGGAUUCAAACAAACCUACCUGGUGACGGGGCAGACAUACAGUCGGAAAGUAGACAUCGACUCACUGGCUGUGCUCUCGAGCCUUGGAGCAACAGUCCACAAGAUCUGCACCGAUAUCCGCCUCCUGGCAAACCUGAAGGAGAUGGAGGAACCCUUUGAGAAAGAUCAGAUUGGAUCCAGCGCCAUGCCCUAUAAGAGGAACCCAAUGCGCAGCGAGCGUUGCUGUAGUCUGGCUCGCCACCUCAUGAUGCUGGUCCUGGACCCACUGCAGACAGCGGCUGUGCAAUGGUUCGAGCGAACACUAGACGACAGCGCCAACAGGCGUAUUUGUUUAGCAGAGUCGUUCCUGACUGCAGAUAUUAUCCUGAGCACUCUGCAGAAUAUCACUGAGGGGCUGGUCAUUUACCCAAAGGUGAUUGAACGGCACAUUCGCCACGAGCUUCCAUUCAUGGCAACAGAAAACAUCAUAAUGGCAAUGGUGAAGGCUGGGGAAAAUCGACAGGAUUGCCACGAGCGAAUCCGGGUCCUGUCCCAGCAGGCAGCUGCGGUGGUCAAACAGGAAGGAGGUGACAACGAUCUGAUCAGCAGAAUUCGGGAUGACGCUUACUUCAGCCCAAUCCACGGGCAGCUUGAAGCUCUGCUCAACCCCACGUCCUUCAUCGGCUGUGCCCCACAGCAGGUCACCAGAUUCCUGGAGCAGGAGGUUCGGCCGCUCCUGGUCUGUUACGCCGAUCAAAUGGAAGUGAAGGUUGAGUUGGAGCUGUGAGAAACUCUGAACCACAGUCGAAAGUCCAUCAGAAUACCUCAGGGUUCCAGCAUGCCCCAGAUUCCUGCAUGGAACACUGUGUGUGUGUCUGUGUGUGUGUGUGAGAUUUGUGCCUUAGAUCAGAGGAGCAGAGACCCAUCUGUUUGAUUGCAAACAUUAGUUGCCCACAGAGGAAAGUGUUAAUCAGGUUCACUGAAUCCUGCAACAUGUCUGUAAUUAAAGAAACCAGCUCUAUAAUUUAAUUUUACAAGAAUAAUUAGUCAUUUUAGUCAUGAAGCCUGUAUGAGUUUCACAUGCACUGUGAAGGAGUUGGCCAGGUUCAUGUUGAAAUGUGAUUUACAGCACCUCACAACAUAACACCCCUCCACUCAGAAUCAUGGAAUUGUCCAACAUGAAUAACAUUCUCCCCCAAUCAAAAUGAUGGAACAGGUCAUGUGAUGAGGACUGUUCCAGAGUUGUCCUGUUACAAUUCAGACUCCAGACAGCAUACCAUCAGAUUCUUUUAUUAAAUUUGUUCUGUGUGUCAAUCCAAUGGCAGUGAUGACAUGGUUAAAGAUUUCCUUUUACUCAAAUGGGUUCUGUGCCACUCGUCCUGAAAGAUUGCUUGUGUUUGAAUAAAGACUGUUUGCAACUUAA
Molecule: messenger RNA, 2157 nt
Organism: Carcharodon carcharias (great white shark)
Lineage: Eukaryota; Metazoa; Chordata; Chondrichthyes; Lamniformes; Lamnidae
Gene: adsl
Product: adenylosuccinate lyase
Exons: 13
Coding region: 52-1521 (489 amino acids)
Biological process (GO): 'de novo' AMP biosynthetic process
Cellular component (GO): cytosol
Molecular function (GO): (S)-2-(5-amino-1-(5-phospho-D-ribosyl)imidazole-4-carboxamido) succinate lyase (fumarate-forming) activity; N6-(1,2-dicarboxyethyl)AMP AMP-lyase (fumarate-forming) activity
Source: RefSeq, a predicted model, not a curated record